This is a messenger RNA of Selaginella moellendorffii, 4036 nucleotides long. RefSeq names its product paired amphipathic helix protein Sin3-like 2. The transcript has 20 exons. The coding region runs from base 353 to 3892 and encodes 1179 amino acids. Gene Ontology annotation, cellular component: histone deacetylase complex; chromatin. The record is from RefSeq and is a predicted model, not a curated record. Lineage: Eukaryota; Viridiplantae; Streptophyta; Lycopodiopsida; Selaginellales; Selaginellaceae. Gene Ontology annotation, biological process: negative regulation of transcription by RNA polymerase II. Gene Ontology annotation, molecular function: transcription corepressor activity.
CCACACGCAGAGAGAAGAGGGGGAUGGUUCUUGUCCGUCUUGGGAUUUAGGUCCGGCCGGGGCUUGGAUCUGGCGCUGGAGCAGUGGCGACGCGCAGCUCCGGAGGCGCCGCCGCAAUUCUUCGCUUCCCCGAUCCUUUUCUUGCGCUUUUCCCUUGCUUCUUUCCCCCAUUUCCCCCACAGAUUGAUCGAUUUCCGGGCUUGAUGCGUCGCCGCCAUCGGCCGGAUGCAUUCCAAAUCUCGGCGGAUUAAUUCUUUCUCCUACCAUUGCGCUCUAGCUCACGCUCCCUAACUGCCCCAUAGAACAUGCUCCGCAAGCGCAGGUAUUUGCUCCUCCUCGCUAGCAAUCCAGCAUGAAGCGUGCCCGAGAGGAGAGCAACAUGGGGCCGCAGCUCAAGCGCCCAUCAGGAGGAGGAGAACCCUCGGAUCAACAUCCUCGUUUAACACCAGACGAUGCGUUGCAAUACCUCAAAGCGGUGAAGGAAAGAUUCAAAGACGAUAACGAUAAGUACUCCGAGUUUUUAGAAGUUAUGAAGGACUUCAAAGCUCAGAGGAUCGAUACUAACGGGGUCAUUGGGAAAGUGAAAGAGCUUUUCAAGGGCCACAACAAACUGAUUAUUGGCUUCAAUGCAUUCUUGCCGAGAGGCUAUGAAAUCGUUCUCGAUGAAUCGCCAAGGGAAGCUCCUAAAAAACAGCCUGUGGAGUUCAACCAGGCUAUCAAUUUUGUCAACAAAAUCAAGAAUCGUUUCCAAGACAACGAACAAGUGUACAAAGCGUUUUUAGAGAUUCUUAACAAAUUUCGAAAGGGAUCUAAAUCUAUCACUGAGGUUUAUCAAGAGGUUGCUUCCUUGUUUGGCCAUCACCCUGAUCUGCUUGACGAAUUCACCUGCUUUCUUCCGGAAUCUGCAAACUCGAGUUUAAAGUCGAGCUCACAUCUUCGUAAAGAUGAGAAAUCUGGAGCAUCGGCGAAACCUUCUCAAUCUGAAAGGAUGUUUAAGAAAGAGAAGCUGCUGGAUCGCGAUCAAGAUCGUGCAGCAAGAUCGGAUAAAGAACGCAGGAAAGCCGAAAAGGAGCGGGACAAGGAAAAGGAGAGAGAAGAAUAUGAUCGAGAGGCGGACAUGGACGGAGCCCGUCACAAGCGCAAAUCAGCACGUCGGGCAGACGAACUUAUCCGCAAACAGUCUCAAAAUGGAGAAGGUGGGGAUGGAUUGUUCUGGCCUACUGCUUCUACUUUCAUGGAGGACAUCAUAAGUGCAAGCUUGCAAAGAGAUUACGCUUUCUUUGAGAAGGUGAAAGGAAAACUCCGUAAUCGCGACUCGUACCAAGGAUUGCUCAAGGUUCUCAACCUUUAUAACGAGCACAUUAUCAGCCGAGCGGAAUUGCAGUCACUGGUUUCGGACAUUUUGGGCAAGUAUCCGGAGCUACUGGACGGCUUCAACGAACUGGUUAUUCGAUGCGCAAAUGCCGAAAUGGACUCUGAUGGCCAAUUGAAGGCUAGCAAACCCGAAAGAGACAAAGACAGGGAUCAUGAUAGAGGAAAGGAGCGGGAGAAAGACAAAGACAAGGAAAGGGAAAAGGAGAAGGAUAGGGAUAGAGACAGGGACAGGGAGAGAGACCGAGACCGUGAAAAGGAACGAGCCAAAGAUCACAAGUCGUCCCUACAUGCCAACAAGGAGAAAUACAUGACCAAGCCUAUAUCGGAACUCGAUCUAUCAAGCUGUGAGCGGUGCACUCCGAGCUAUCGUUUACUCCCAAAGAAUUAUCCUCGUCUCUUGUCAAGUCACCGUACUGAGCUGGCGAAAUCUGUUCUCAAUGAUAGCUGGGUCUCUGUUACAUCUGGCAGCGAGGAUUAUUCUUUCAAACAUAUGCGAAGAAACCAGUAUGAAGAAAGCUUAUUUCGCUGUGAGGAUGACAGGUUUGAGCUGGAUAUGUUGCUGGAAUCAACGGUAGCCACGGCAAAGCAUGUUGAAGAGAUUGUUGAAAAGCUUCAGGAUGCCAGCAUGGAAUCUCAAACUCGCAUCGAUGAUCACUUGUCUGUUAUCGAUCUUCGUUGUAUUGAAAGGAUUUAUGGUGACCAUGGCCUCGAUAUCAUUGAUUUGAUGCGUAAAAGUCCAUCCGUUGUGCUGCCUGUCGUUCACAGCCGACUAAAGCAAAAGCAGGAGGAAUGGUCUAAGUGCCGCUCUGAUAUGAACAAAGUCUGGGCCGAAGUUUAUUCCAAAAACUAUCAUAAAUCCCUUGACCACCGGAGCUUUUACUUUAAGCAACAGGAUCGAAAGAGCUUAAGCGCAAAAGCGCUUUUUGGCGAGAUCAAAGAUGUUCAUGCGCGGAAGAGGAAGGAAGACGACUCUAUUAUUGCGACACUAACGGGAAACCGAAGGCUCUUAACCCCGCACUUGAAGUUUGAAUACUCCGAUCCAUCCAUUCACAACGAUCUCUUUGAGAUUAUGAAAUACUCGGCUGACGAGGUAUGCAGCUCGAUGGAACAAUCCAACAAGAUCAUGCGUGUUUGGACAAGUUUCCUGGAAUCCAUGUUUGGCGUGCCGUCAAGGAUCCGUGGUACAGAAGAUGCAGAAGAAGCUGCCCUCCAACCUUCGAAGGAACGGAGAUCCAGUUCCGGCGAUAGUACUGGUAGUGGCAACCCGGACACUGCCCCCAGUCAGGCACUGAAAGCUGAUGAAUUUACCAGCGCAUCCAGCAGAGCUGUCCACGGUGAAAAGAAGCGGGGAAUUCUGGACGUCACAGAGAGUAACACUAAGGCCGACCACCACCUUGGCUUUUCGAAGACCGGCUUUUCCAAGAAGGAUGCUUCGAUAGACGGGCCCGAAACUCAUACCACGCAAAGACUAGAUGGUCCAGAGUCCAGGAAGGAUCGCCACAGGAGGGGCGAGAAGGAGGAAGGUGAACUUUCACCUUCUCCAGACUUGGAUGCGAGGCAAACCUUCACAGGAGAGCAGGGGUCGAAGGACCGGCUUGUAAAGGACUUGGUAUCAAAGCGGGCUGAUUAUGACGAAGCUGAAGGAGAUGCCGAGCAGGAUGCAGAAGCAGAUGACGAAGGUGACGAAAGUGCUCACAAGUCAAGCGAAGACAGCGAGAAUGGAUCGGAGGCUGGCGAGGUCUCAGGUAGCGAGUCAGGCGAUCCAGAUGAUGCUUCGCGCGAGGAGCACGAAGAUCACGAGGAUGAAGACGAAGAGGGAGAUGAUGACCAUGAAGAGAAGGCUGAAAGUGAUUUUGAAGGUGAAGGCAUGGCUGACGCAGACGAUGGGGAAGCUCCAGAUAGAUCCUCCAUGUUUUGCAAGCCUUUGGCGGCUCAUUAUACUUGCUGCAUGGAUUCGCUGGACAGCUGCCUGUUCUAUGGCAACGACAUGUUUUACAUCUUGUUUAGACUGCAUCAGGCUUUCUACGAGCGAAUACAGUCCGCAAAGACAAACGCUGCCGCAGCCGAGCAGAAGUGGAAGCUGGUUAAAGAAACCGAUCCUCCAAACUUGUAUGAAAAGUUUGUGCGGGUGUUGUAUAGUCUUUUGGAUGGGUCUGCUGACAACAACAAGUACGAAGACGAGUGCAGAUCGAUAAUUGGAACGCAAUCCUACGUUUUGUUUACGUUGGACAAGCUCAUAUUUCGGCUCGUGAAACAGCUUCAAGCAAUUGUAGCGGACGAAACUGCAAACAAGCUUCUGUCCCUAUACAAGCGGGAGUUAAUGAAGAACGUCCAAGUUGUCAAUGGCCUGGAAUACAAGAUAUCCUGCAAGACUUCAAAGGUUUCAUACGUGCUGGACACCGAAGACUUGUUCCGACGCCAGAAGCAAACGCCAAAGCAUCACAGAUUUCCGUUGAGCCGAGCACGGCGAUUCCGCGAGUGGAUUGAGUACAAGCUGAAAAGCCUGCUGGACAAGUAAGAAACCAAGAGACCUUUUGCUUGAGUGGAAGCUGCGCUUCAAAAAGAGAGCAAGGAAGAGAGAGAGGGAGAGGUACUGUGUCAGCAUUUUGUCUGAGUUCUAAGAGUUUGAUAAUACUUAUGAUACCAAGAUGCUUUCUCUUGA